UGCGCAUCUCGAAGUAGGUCAGGAGAUAUCUAAUGACAGCACGAAACUUUGCGUGAUUAAUAUCGUGCAGGCCGUGCAACUGUGCAGACAGGGCUUAAAAAGUAUUAUUUGAAUUUGUGGAAAGAAAAAUGCGUGUGAAUAAAUUAUUUGAAUAGCAAGUAUUUCGAUCAUGCAAACAAUAAACUCGUUAAAAGCAAUGUGAGGACACAAACGAUGUGAUCUUCCGUAGUGUAAUUUUUGUCAUCUAUGUCACUUUUCACAAUAUUUACAGUAUCGUCCAUUACGAGGAAUAUGACUAUGUGUGUAUCUUCCAGUUUGAAUUUGCAACAGAAGCCAUUAGUUUAACAAGGUUUGUACGCUCACUUUUUGGCAGUAAAUGCAGGAUUUGAAAUAACAGCAACAUCAGGGGUUAGAAUCAUGUAUCAUUCUACCAGAUACAUGAUUCUGUUCGGCAUCAUCGUUUUUCUUGGAACGUGUAUGUAUGUGCUGGAUUUUACGUUCAAACAAGAAAAUAACAUACACUUACAACACAAACAUUAUUUUCAUUAUUCAAGAAUGGAUAAUGAUGUCAAUUGCAACGCCAUAUUCCAGGGUGAUAUAGAUGAAAUUCAACGCGCAGAGAAGAUUAUUCAAGUUAGAAAUGUUCUCCAACCUAAAAAAUACUCAGAAAUGACGAAAAACUGCUCACAUUUUAAACGUCUGCGUGGAUAUAUUGAUCAUCAUCUAACGGAAGUUGAACGUGACUUUCCAAUAGCGUUCAGUCUACUUAUUUACACAGACAUUGAACAAUCGGAAAGACUUCUACGCGCUAUUUACAGACCACAGAACUUUUAUUGCAUACACGUUGACUCCAAAACAGAUGAAGCCAUAUACGUCGGCAUGUCUUCAAUCGCGAGUUGCUUUGAUAACGUGUUUAUGACAUCAAAGCGAUUUAACGUUAGGUGGGGUACAAUGACCGUUCUCGAGCCAGAAUUACUCUGCAUGCAGGAGCUUUGGAAUAAAAGUGCAGAGUGGAAAUAUUUUAUUAAUCUGACUGGACAAGAGUUUCCAUUGAAAACAAACUACGAACUUGUACGCAUUUUACAGGCAUAUAAUGGAUCAAACGACAUUGAGGGAACUUUUAAAAGAGCCAGUACGGAUCGGUGGCAGAGAAAUGGUGCGCCACCUCAUAACAUCACGGCUAUAAAGGGGUCUGUGCAUAUUGUGGCCAACAGAGGCUUUGUGGACUUCAUAUUGCAUGAUCAGCGAGCCCAUGACCUCUUGAACUGGACGAGACAGACGGAGGUGCCUGAUGAAACUUUCUUUUCUACGCUAAAUCAUAACCCUCAUCUCGGUGUACCAGGUGCUUAUUUAGGGGUACCGGAGUCGGACGAUGCGAUCAAGCCAUUCCUGGCGCGAUUCAAGCAUUGGGUCUGGGGUCAAAGAGAGUGCCAUGGCAAACACGUGCGCAACAUCUGUGUCAUAGGCAUAGGCGAUCUGCCGGAUCUGGCCCAGAGCAAGAAGCUCUUCGUGAACAAAUUCAACCAGAACUUCCAUCCCUAUGGUUACGAUUGCCUUGAAGAGCUCAUCGCAAACCGCACCCGGGACACUUACCUAGGUAAUCUUGAGUUUGAUUCGAUAUAUUACGGGACUUUGGGCUUUGUUAAGAACAAAAUAUAAUGCAACAUGGAAAGCAUAUUUGAUUGCGUUUAGUUGUAUGCUGAAAAUUGUAUUUAUGUUGAUAUAAGUGUGCAAUUGUAAAUAUCUUAUAGUAUAUUUGUAUUUAUAAUACAACUCCGAAUUUAAAAACAUUAAUUUUGAAUACUAUGUUAAGAACUCAAUGAAAAUAUAUAUUCAAUCCUUAAUAGAAAAAUAUCUACAAUUAUAUUGUAAAUAGAUUUUCGUCACGUUUAAUAGCUACGGAAAUCGGAAAUAAGAUUUGUGAUAAACAUAUUUCAUUGUGUUAAAUGCGUUGUACAAUAAUUCUGUAUUGAGUAAAUUGUAUUUAGGAAACACAUUUACAUUGACAUCCUUUGUUUACAUCAAGCUUUAGGUUGUGAUAAAAAUACACUUGCUUUUGCUUUGUUUUCUACAGAUGUAUUUGAACAUUGAUGCGUUUAAAAUAUCUGUUUAAUUCAUUGUUUAUCAUUGAUUAAAAUACUUGAAUGAAAUAUAUGCUGUAUACCAAUGUUGUUUGAAGAUGUUUAAAUCGGACUGAUAUCGUCUACAUAGAUAAGGAAUGCAAAUAAUAAGGCCAUUUAAACGUUAUGCCAAUAAUUAUUGGCGUCGCACUGAAGUGCGGCGACUAGUAUGUAAUACGUUUGUUUUCGCUUAUGGGAGAAGUAAUUUUACGGAUCAAUGUAUAUAUUUUUGUUGUCAGAAUAUCUUGCAUAGUGGUAAUUUUUUGUGCAAAUUAGUGUAAAUAAGUAAUGCAUUUGUCCCUAUUACAUUUACUUCAACAUGUAUUGCCAAUAAUGCAAAGCUAAUUCUUUUAAUUAAUAACUGAUCAAAGUGACUGGGCAAUAAUAAAAGAUCACAGGGACUGGGCCAAUACGCGAACCGGUGAAACAAAUAUAAAAACAAAACUUCUUUGUUCCACUAUCCUAGCAACCACCUAGUUACUAAUAAAGGCGCUAUAGAGCGCGAAGCGCGACACGUAUUUUUAAUUGUAAUAAUGAGUCUUGAUAAAGGAAGGCGGUUAUCAAUGAGGAGCACCAUCACAGCACCCCAGACUCAUUACUAUCAAGUCUUACUACAGGUUUAUUUUUAAGAACCACAUAUAGGAGGCCGCAGGCCUGACCCGUAUCUUGCCAGUGGUAUGGACCCUUUGGUAUGGACCUUUAACCACGCUCACUAUCCAGCGUUUAAACUUUCGGGUUUACACUAAUCAUAGAUAAUGGUUAUUUGGGAGUUAUAACACAACAUCAUAAAUAAUGGUUAUUUGGGAGUUAUACCACAAAAUCAUAAAUAAUGGUUAUACCAGUAUCUUUUUCUAUUUUGCUUGAAAUAAUAGGCCAAUAUAUUAAUAUUUACAGUAGAAAAAACAAUCGUUCCAUGUAACUUCAUUGAGUGCCUUUUACACUGAAAUUCCCGACGCCCUUUGAUGCUUUGCAUCAAUACUUAUCUUGUAGCCUAUUGAAAUGCUACGUUUACUUUACACACAUCGAAUGAGAAAAAAAAUCAAGCGUUAUGAUGGUGACGGAUGCGUCUAUAUGCAUGCUUAUUUCACAUCUAAGUCUUUAUAUAUUAGGACUGUAUAGGACUUUAAAGGUAUUGUUUGUCUAGUUUUGUAUCGUUGAAGUAUGCUUACCAAUGACCUAGCCAGACAAAUUUAAGAAUCAGAAGGUAAUCUUAUUAUUAAGUAAAAUAACCUCCCAGGCAAUAAGUUAACAAACCUUGAAACAAAUGACGAAAACUAGUUAUAACUUCAUACGUAGGGACGCAAAGAAAAACAUCUUCAUUUAAAGAUAUGCAUAUGAUUUAUUUAUGUAGUACAUUCUAUGAAUCCAUUACCAUUUCAUCAAAAGCAUAAGACAUAUACCAUAGUAAAAUAUCUGCAAUUAUUAUAUGAUAUGGUCUAUAAUUAUAUUUAUCAUGUUUAAUUGCGUAAGGCUUAUACGUCAACAUACUGGAAUUCGUAAUGCAAUACGUCAACAUACUGGAAUUCGUAAUGCAAUACGUCAACAUACUGGAAUUCGUAAUGCAAUACGUCAACAUACUGGAAUUCGUAAUGCAAUACGUCAACAUACUGGAAUUCGUAAUGCAAUACGUCAACAUACUGGAAUUCGUAAUGCAAUACGUCAACAUACUGGAAUUCGUAAUGCAAUACGUCAACAUACUGGAAUUCGUAAUGCAAUACGUCAACAUACUGGAAUUCGUAAUGCAAUACGUCAACAUACUGGAAUUCGUAAUGCAAUACGUCAACAUACUGGAAUUCGUAAUGCAAUACGUCAACAUACUGGAAUUCGUAAUGCAAUACGUCAACAUACUGGAAUUCGUAAUGCAAGUCUGAGUGUGCAGUGGUUUGUUUUUCAUUAGUUCCUUUAAAUACAUAUGCACUAUUCCAUUUCUAGUAUAUUUUAAUAAUGAACCAGUCGUUACUAUAAUAUGAGAUGAUUUGUUUUUAUAUACAGCAUAGCUACAUUUUUGUAUAAUUUUCCGCUUAUAACAUACAGUUAGAAACUCAGUUAUUUGUUUACAUACAUUGCAGACAUGAUAAAUUAAAUUAUACUGUGUUUGUAUAUUGAAACUGUGAAGACAUAUUAUGUGAACAUGUUAUGUAAUCGAAAAUAUCCAUGCAUUUAAAAGUCAAGUUUAUGAUAUGAUUAUGUACGUCUUUUGUUACAUGUACUACACGAUUCAUUCUUUCAAACUACUAACCAUUAUGACACUUAGUGUUUGGUGUGAAAUGUUCGACAAAGCGAUGUUCCACCGAACAUGUGUGGUGUAUGUGUACAUCAAAUUAAUCAUUUUUAGCAUAGAUUAUCAAUGACCGUUGUCUUUUAUAUAAAGUUAAGAGUGCUUCAUUAACUGAAAAUCAUUUUAUAAAAAAAUUAGUUAUUAUAUGCAUAUUUACAUUUAUACAUAUAAAGUAUUAUAAUGAUAUUGAUAUGUAUAUUCGGGUAUUCUAGAUUGUUUUGAAAUGGAUACCGUCCUCCGAACAUUUCUCUUACGUUCGUAUAAAUAUGGUCUGUUGUAAGCGAAUAAGCAGAAUCCGUUUCUGUUUUACAAUUUCUGAUUGCUGUCCAGAAGACACGCGCAUAUGCUUUGGCGAGAUAGGCAAUGUUCAAACAUUCCUUUUUCAUAUGUAUGGGAGCUUGUAUUUUUGUUGUUUUAUAUUUCCACCAAGCAUGCACUUCAUUGAACACAUUUUAAAUCAAUUAUCACUGCAUUAAAUAUUGCGCAUAAGUUUAAUAUUAGUUUUUUUCCGUAACAACCAUUUUCGAUUUAUUGGUUUCGUUGCGCGAGAAUUUUAGAAAUUUUAGAAUUUUCACUGUUUAUUGGCUGAUCGAAAAUGAAUGUUACCGUAGCUAAAAUACACUCGAACAAGAUCAUCCGUCUGUCACGUGUUCAGUGACGCGGUAAUAUUAUUGAAUAGUUCAGUUUCGCUGAUCAGUCUAUUUUGUAGAAGCGGGGUUUCAUCAGUAUUUAAAAUAGUUUUUUUUUGGUUUAUUUUCCUUGUUAGUACUCAUGUGAUACAUUGUUAUAAGAAUAUGUAUACAUUUUUUUGUUAAAAGGUUUUUUAUGUUGGACAUACGUGAUCCGAGAAAUCUUUAAAGUCGUGAACAUGAAUUUUUCGGAAUAAGGUCAACUGUUUCGAGUUUCCGUAUUCCUCCAACGAUGUCACAGGCCUCUUUUUCAACUCCCGUAUCGAUUUCGUUCGGCGCGCUUCAUGCGCUUUCAUGUGAACAACUUCUGGCAUCAUGCACAGUUUAACGCCAUUGGUCCGCAUUUUCUACGAUCGGAAGCGCCGUAUCGGUACUAGUUCGUUCACGUCCGCAGUCUCGUUUGCUCUCGAUCUCGCGUGGUGGUUUCACCGAACGGAAAUGACGUGAAAGCGAUAACAACAGAUUUGCAAAGACCUACCGGCUUUGGCGUGUUCGGUUCCUCUUAAAUGACAAUAUAUUUGAUCGGAGGAUUGACCAUUAAUUGUCUGAAGUAGAAAGAAUAUUGCCAAGCAAUAUAUGUACCAUUCCGGCUCCAUCAUUGUCAAAAAUUCCAGCAUUUUCAGAUUUUUUUUUAAGUUGUUGCUAUAGCAACCAGAAUUUUUGACUGGAACAAAAUGAAAUGACGUGCAAAAUGUCCAUAUUGCCAUCUAUCCAUGUUUAAAGUUUCAUGAAAAAAAGAAGAACUUUUAAAGUUAUCGCAGGAUCCAGAAAAGUGUGACAGACAGACUGACUUACAGAUUGACAGACAGAGCGCAAACCAUAAAACCUCUCGGGUGAAACCGGUAGGGGACAAAAAACACAUAUGUUAUCAUGAUCAAGCAAACACAAAUUUUGUUUUCAUCCCAUUCCUUUAAUUGUAAAAGUUAAUUGUCGUCGUAUUCUGGGUAUUUCAAUACAAUAGAUGGCAUGCAGCUCUGUUUAAACAGCAUUGUCAUAAAGAAGCAUGCUCAUGUAAUUAUACAAACGUCAAUCUUAUAUGUCUAGUAACUACACGGGUGCAAACUGUAUAAAAAUGCACUCUAUAAAUAAAAUUGGCCCUUUGUUUCUUUUCUUUGUAUUAUAUGACUAGUUAAGCGUGUAAAGCGCAUGUGCAUAAAACCUGAUGUUCAUGUGUGCUAUCUAUCGAAAAGUGUUGAUAAAGUAUAAACGGGGCUAUUCAGACUAAAAUUGAAAAAUAAAUUGCAAAUCUCA
Messenger RNA from Dreissena polymorpha, 6338 nucleotides. RefSeq names its product beta-1,3-galactosyl-O-glycosyl-glycoprotein beta-1,6-N-acetylglucosaminyltransferase-like. Gene Ontology annotation, molecular function: acetylglucosaminyltransferase activity. Lineage: Eukaryota; Metazoa; Mollusca; Bivalvia; Myida; Dreissenidae. Bases 418 to 1659 code for a protein of 413 amino acids. Gene Ontology annotation, cellular component: membrane. The transcript is spliced from 4 exons. The record is from RefSeq and is a predicted model, not a curated record.